AUUCGUAAAACGUGGUGGUACGUUUUUCUGGUUUUUCUAUGGGAAUUUCCACGGAUCGGAGUUCAAAAAUUGUGUAGUCCGCUCCGCAAUUCAAAAAGAAGUUCGUAAAGUGUUUCCUAAUGCAGACGCCGAAUUUGAUAUGAAUGUUCAAUUAUGGUUCGACAACCAACCAUCUUCAUCAGUAGUCAGAAACACCGAAGCUCAAAGAGCUGUACUACGCAGAUGUAUCAUCUGUGUCUGUAAUAUAAUAAUAUUUAUGAUUAACAGUUUUAAAUCCUAGUAAUUCGGAAAAGAAUUUUUUCUUUAUCUCUUCCACAGCGUGAACGAGGCCGUUUUAGAUAAUGCUGAUAAAGAUGGCCUGAUGAACCUCCACAACAACCGAGUCGGUCGAAAGGCUCUUCACAAAUUGAUGCGGCACCAAUGCAAAUGCCACGGAGUGUCGGGUGCCUGCAACGUCCGCACUUGCUGGACGACACUUCCGGAAUUCCGCGAAGUCGGCGCUUACCUGAAGGAGAAAUACGACGCCUCGCUGGAGGUCAGCUCCGACCCGUCGGGCACGACGCUCAUCACGGCCGACCAUCUCAACGACAACCGCAAGAGUCUCAAGACCAAUCCGCCGCAAGUUCACGAUCUCGUCUACCUGGAACACUCGUCCGAUUACUGCUCCUUUGAUCCGCUCACUGGUUCGAUCGGGACGGCCGGAAGACCGUGCAAUAAAACAUCGAAAGGAAUUGACGGAUGCGAUUUGCUGUGCUGCGGGCGUGGUUACGACACGAGGCGAGUGCUGGUGUCGACGCCGUGCAAUUGCACGUUCAAGUGGUGCUGCUCGGUCGAGUGCAAAACGUGCACCCAGUGGAAGGACGAGCACUUUUGCAAGCCGCUGCAGUCGUUCGAACUCAACAAAUUCAACGCCACCAAACAGCAGCAGCAGCAGAAUCAGAAGAAGAAAUGA
Daphnia pulicaria is the source of this 952-nucleotide messenger RNA. Its product is annotated as protein Wnt-2b-B-like. The coding region runs from base 362 to 952 and encodes 196 amino acids. Gene Ontology annotation, biological process: canonical Wnt signaling pathway; cell fate commitment; multicellular organism development. Lineage: Eukaryota; Metazoa; Arthropoda; Branchiopoda; Diplostraca; Daphniidae. The record is from RefSeq and is a predicted model, not a curated record. Gene Ontology annotation, molecular function: cytokine activity; frizzled binding. Gene Ontology annotation, cellular component: extracellular region. The transcript has 4 exons.